Molecule: messenger RNA, 2330 nt
Organism: Haliotis rubra (blacklip abalone)
Lineage: Eukaryota; Metazoa; Mollusca; Gastropoda; Lepetellida; Haliotidae
Product: vacuolar protein sorting-associated protein 52 homolog
Exons: 20
Coding region: 40-2196 (718 amino acids)
Biological process (GO): lysosomal transport; endocytic recycling; retrograde transport, endosome to Golgi
Cellular component (GO): GARP complex
Molecular function (GO): syntaxin binding
Source: RefSeq, a predicted model, not a curated record
ACUGUGUAGGACGAGUGUGACAACUUCCGCCUUCUCAAAAUGUCGGCAGUCGUAGCAGAUGACACGAAGACCAGCGAUGGUAUUAUUGGCAUUGGAGAAGAAGUGGGCAUUGAAGAAGUGCAUCUCAAUCUGGGAGAACUGGACUUGACAUCAAAUGAGUUUCUCCUGGAUGAAGUUGAUGUACACAUCCAGCAGAACCUGGAGGACGACAUUGUAAAAGAAGCCCUUAAGACUGGUGUGGACCUUCGUCAGUAUUCCAAGCAGAUUGAGAAGGAGUUGCUGGAUGUAGAGAAUGCCUCCAUACAAGACUAUAUCAAGGAGAGUCAGAAUAUUGCCAGCCUACACAAACAGAUAGCAGCAUGUGAUACCAUUCUGGAGAGGAUGGAGAUGAUGCUGAAUGGUUUCCAGGGCGACCUGAGCAGCAUCAGCAAUGAGAUUCAGACUCUGCAGGACCAGUCCAUUACCAUGAAUGUCAAACUGAAGAACAGACAGGCAAUCCGAGGAGAACUGAGUCAGUUUGUGGAUGAAAUGGUGAUCCCUGAAAGUAUGAUCACGCACAUAUUAGAUACAUCAGUAACAGAGCGGGAAUUUUUAGAACAGCUCCAUGAACUCAACCACAAGAUCAACUUUGUCAAAGAACAGAGCUUCAGAGAGGCACGGUCCUGUCAGGAUGUGAAAGAUAUACUGGAAAAACUUAAAAUAAAGGCAAUAGCAAAAAUCAGAGAAUUUCUCCUCCAAAAGAUCUACUCCCUCCGAAAAGCGAUGGCAAACUAUCAGAUCCCACAGAAUACCAUGUUAAAAUUUAGGUUCUUUAAUGAGUUUUUAAUGGCUAAUGAGCGCCACAUUGCCAAGGAAAUACGUGACGAAUACAUUGACACAAUGAGCAAAAUAUACUACUCCUACUUCAAAGGGUAUUCCAGCAGACUGAUGAAACUACAGCCCAUCCAAUUAAUGUUUGAGGAGAUGGCGACGCGGGAAGACCUGAUGGGUGUUGAAGACACAGCUAAAAAAACAGGCUUCUUCUCAUCACGUCCGUCAUUGAUGAACAGAUCCACUGUCUUCACACUUGGACAGAGAGGGGAUGUGUUGACAUCGGAGUUAGAAGCUCCAGUCAUUGUACCCCAUGCUGCCCAGAAGUCAGAUGCUAAGUACACAUUCGAGUGCCUGUUCCGCAGCCUUCACUUUGCGUUAAUGGACAACUGCUGUCGGGAGUUCCUUUUCGUGGUGGACUUCUACAUGGCUAUAGGAUCCGUGGCCCAGAAUCUCUUUGAUGCUAUCAUGGGGAAAACUCUCACUAUGUUCCUGAAACAAAUGGAGGACUAUGUGAAUGACUGUUACGACUCCAUCGCCAUCUUUCUGUGUAUACACAUCAUAUACAGAUAUCGGACCAUGAUGCAGAAGAGAAGUGUACCAGGCUUAGACAGGUACUGGGAUGCGUUGCUGAACGCCAUGUGGCCCCGAUUCGACUACAUCCUGCAGCUCAACAUUCAGAGUGUGAGGGACUGUGACCCACAGAAGCUUCGACACAUCGAUGUCAGGCCACAUUACAUAACACGACGCUAUGCCGAGUUUUCUGCUGCCAUUGUUGGCAUCAACCAGUCAUAUCCAGAUGAGCGAGUUGACCGUCUGCUUGGACAGCUGCAGUCAGAAGUUGAGAACUUCAUCCUCAAGAUGGCCGCCGAGUUCCCACAACGCAAGGAGCAGCUGGUGUACCUCAUCAACAACUACGACAUGAUGCUUGCUGUGCUCAUGGAACGGACUGCUGAGGAUUCCAAAGAAACUGAAAGUUUCAAAGAGUUGCUUCAGGCUCGAACCCAGGAAUACAUUGAGGAGAUCCUGGCACCUCACUUCGGGGGAAUGAUCACUUUUGUCAAGGACUGUGAGGUCAUCCUGGAGAGAGGGCAAGCUGAGCAGCUCAAACAAGAAGAGAGACGGGUGCAGCAGAUUGUGCGCGGUUUCAACAAUGACUGGAAAAAAGCUCUGGAGACUAUCAACCAGGAUGUGAUGCGCUCCUUCACCAACUUCAAGAAUGGCACCCAGAUACUACAGGGUGGCUUGACACAACUCAUCCAGUACUACCACGGCUUUCAGAAGGUUCUCUCGCAGGGACCGUUACGGAACUUCCAGAUUCGAAACGAGCUCAUCAACAUCCACCAUGUCAUGGUAGAGGUGAAGAAAUACAAGCCCAACUUCUGAUGAUGGCUGCCAGAUAUACUGGGGAGACCUUCUUCACAACCAGCACCUUGCAAUAGACCAUGUAGUGAUCCACCAAGCAUGGUUAGCAGCUGAACGAUGACAUUUCACUGUGAUGAACUAUGUGCUUGCUAUGU